GAAAAUUGAAUUAUUUCGGAAUUACUAAACACUAGAUUCGAUAGAAGAAAAAAAAUAAUGGCUGAUCAGUAUACACGCAGAGUUCCUCGUCCUCGAAGCACCCUCGUACCAGGAAGACGUAUGACCGAAAUGAUGAUGCUCCACGAGGCGGGAAUCGAUGAAACUCUCAGCUACCUCGACGAGCCUUCUCAAGUCUCUACUAGGAACUCUAACACUGCGAUUCAAGCAUUCCCGGUAAUGAAUGGGAUUCGAGACUCUACUGAUGAGCAUCCGAUGCGCAGUCCAGCAAUGUCAUCGGAAGGAUCCCCUAGAAAUCGAUCAGGACGAGAUGUCGAAGUUCAGGACGACGAUGUUUUUGUCCCAAGUAUGGCAUCAACUCCAAUAUCGAAAAAGUCGAAGCUUCAUCCCAACCUGGCAAAGUCCAAGCUUGUCGAUCACUCCUGCUCUCGCCCAAAACGAAACCGAAUUCCUCCGUUGCGAUACUGGAUUGGAGAGCGACCGUUGUACAGAUAUGAUCAGAACUUCUGUCGAGAGUUUGUCGGGAUCUCGGAAGCCUUCAGUCCAAAAAGUCUGGAAAAUGCGGAAAAAGAGGAGCGUAAAGCGAGAACGAAGAGAUCGAAGAAGUCGAGAAAAAGAAAGAGAACCUAGAACUUAUUGAUCCACUUGUAAUAAAUCAUUUUCGGGGGAUCUUUGUAUCCCUUAUGUUC
Molecule: messenger RNA, 707 nt
Organism: Caenorhabditis elegans
Lineage: Eukaryota; Metazoa; Nematoda; Chromadorea; Rhabditida; Rhabditidae
Gene: Y47G6A.26
Exons: 3
Coding region: 58-648 (196 amino acids)
Source: RefSeq, marked reviewed